Messenger RNA from Saccoglossus kowalevskii, 3969 nucleotides. RefSeq names its product protein kinase C and casein kinase substrate in neurons protein 2-like. Gene Ontology annotation, cellular component: cytoplasm; endosome; plasma membrane. The record is from RefSeq and is a predicted model, not a curated record. NCBI's taxonomy places the organism in Eukaryota, Metazoa, Hemichordata, Enteropneusta, Harrimaniidae. Gene Ontology annotation, molecular function: protein binding; phospholipid binding. Gene Ontology annotation, biological process: regulation of endocytosis; cytoskeleton organization; plasma membrane tubulation.
UGUAGAGCUUACUCUACUAAAGCAAGACAAUACUACAAAUAUGACAGAGAAUCGUCAGCCAGAGAAGUCAUUUUGGGACAUAAACCAGUACCGAAAGACCAUCAAACGAAUUGAAAACGGUCACAAAUCAUGUGAUGACUUCGUUGCCAUGAUUCAAGAACGAGCCGAUCUAGAAAUGCGUUACACUAAGAGUCUCAGACGAUGGGCGGAAAAGUGGGAGGAGGCAGUCACCAAAGGGCCGGAAUAUGGUACAACUUUGUUGGCAUGGAAACACACUUUACAAGAAGCCGUACAGAUAGCAAAAGUACACGAGGAAUGUCGGUGCGUGUUAACCGCGCCUGACGGCCCGUUGCAAAAUGUGCAAAGGUGGAAGAAGGAAAAUUAUCAUAAAUUAACAUUUGGUGGUUACCAGGAGAUACGCGAUGCAGAAGAAGGGUUUGCCGUUGCACAGAAGGACUAUUCAAAACAGCUGAAUAAAACGAAAAAAGUAAAAAAGAAUUACCACAGUGCAUGCAGUGCUUCCUUUAAAGCCGACGAAGAACUCGCUAGUCAGACACACAGUACUACGAUCCAUCCAGACAAUCUCAAAAAAUUGCAACAACGAGCCGAGAAGAUGUUGAACGUCAAGGAAAAAUAUAGAGAACUUUACCUUCGUCGACUACUGGAAUGUCACGGAGAACUCAAACAGAGAUAUAUAGAAGAUAUGACAGAACAGUUCGAAAAGUGUCAAUCCUUCGAAAAGAAGAGAUUGGACCAUUUAAAGGAGCAGUUAUUGUUAUUUUUGAAGUCAGUUGAUUUGUCGGAGGUUUCCGGUUUCGCGAAUAUUUACAAUCAAACGUUCAGAGACGUAGAAAAGGCGGAUGCUAUAACUGACCUUUCUGAAUGGAGGGUGAAAUACGGUACCGGAAUGACUCAGAAUUGGCCUGUAUUUGAGGACUUCGAUGCCAACACAGACGCCAGGCGGUUUAGUGUCGCCCCUCGGAAGAAUUGCACAGCUGAUGAUGGCAAUGAUAACGGGGACGAUUUCGAUUCCGAUGAUUUUGAAAAUGAAGAAGAUGAGGGCGAUAUCAUGGCGGAUGAUGAUGUGACUGCUACUACUAGUUAUGCGAACGACCAUCCAUACGAUACCACGGAUUCUCACUCAUUGUACGACAACGUUACCCCUAGAAGCAACAUUGCGGAAGAACAGACAGAGACGACUCCGUACGACGAGACACAACCCACGCCCUCUACGACAGAAAACAAAGAAUACACUGAAUUGUCUGUACGAGCCCUGUAUGACUUUGAGCCUGCGUCAGGGGAUGAACUCCAGCUACAAGCAGGUGAUAUUUUCAGCCAGAUUGGUGCUGCACACGAGGACGGGUGGGCAUACGGCAGACUGAGAGACGCAUUUGGACUAUUUCCAGCAAGCUAUUAUGGCACAAUGUCAUCAGCAUGGCAAGGUCUGACAGAAGCUGAAAGAAAAUUUGACCUUCAUAUUGAAAUUAGAGACAAACUCGUGACAGAUGUUUUACAAAAAGUUAAGCAGUGGCAAAAAGAAAAUUAUCACAAGAAAAUGAUUAGUUUUAAGGAAACCAUUGAAGCUGAAGAUGGCUUUAAAAAGGCUCAAAAGCCAUGGGCUAAGUUAUUAUCUAAAGUCAAUAGUUCACGGAAAGCUUACCAUAGCUCAUGUAAAUUGGAAAAAUCAGCCAUCAAUCAAGAAAAUAAUGCCAAAGAGGAUCCAGGACUCUCUCCAGAUCAGAUAAAGAAGUUGCAUGACAAAGUUGAGAAAGCAAAACAAGAUAAAGUCAAAACAAAAGAAAAAUAUGAGAGAGCUCUCCAUGAAAUAAACCAGUACAACCCCCGCUACAUGGAAGACAUGUCAUUGCAGUUCGAUAAGAUGCAGAAUUUUGAGGCAACUAGGUUAAAAUUUUUUAAAGAGAUAUUGUCUGACAUCCAUAAAUGUCUAGAUCUUUCAUCUCAUGCCAAUUUCUCUCGGGUAUUUUCCAAUUUUAUUCAAACUGUGCAAAAUGCUGAUGCUGAAAAAGAUCUAAGAUGGUGGAAGAAUACCCAUGGAACAGGAAUGUCUAUGAAUUGGCCAGCAUUUGAGGAAUACUCUGAAGAACUGCAUUCUAUCAGCAGUAAAAGAAAGAAUAGGGGUAACGUAGGUGGUGGAGAAGGUGUAAUGUUGACCAGUGCGUCCUACAACCCAAGCGGCUCACAGGUGUCAAAUAGCAGUGUUGGCAAGGAAGAUUCAGGAAUACACCCAGGAGAAAAUCAUGAUGUAGAGGAGCCUGAAGGAAUCCAUUUCAAGAUGACUGGGACCAAGACGAGACUGGUGUACCGGUUAGAGCCAUUUAUGACUAUGAUGGUGCCGAAGCUGACGAACUGUCUUUCAAAGCUGGGGAUGUGUUCACCAAGCUAGAAGACGAGGAUGAACAAGGCUGGUGUAAGGGAAGGAUAGGCAACAAUGUAGGACUGUAUCCAGCCAAUUAUGUACAGAAUAUAUAACGAGAAUUAUAUCCUUGUUGAUAUACCACAGUGAAAAUCUACUGCAACUAUUCUAUUUUUGUUUGUAUACCUUAUAUAGUCAUUAUUUACCAUAACUGUAUAUGCAUUGUUUUUAUUAUAAUUAUUUGCAUCAUUUGCAUGAUGGUUCCAUACUCGAUGAAGCCAUUAUAUUUGGUAUACUGUAUCUGUAUCAUAUACAGUAAUUAUUACAAUAUUUGUCCAAUUCAGUCAUUGGCUGGUUAAUACAGUUUAUGAUUUAUUAACUGUUAUUUACUAGCUUAUCUUCAUAUGAGCAGGACUGUAUUUGUUGAACUAAAUUUCUUGGCAUACAUGCAUGUAUAAACAGUUGGUGUAGUAUAAGGGUACAUAAUAAUUUCUUGAUAAUACAAUUUUCGUGAUACAAAUUGUACAUACCAAAUACAUUCUUGAUGAAUAAACUACACAAUGACCUUAAUGAUUUAUACUUACACAGAUUGCCUAAAUAUCUCAAAAGUUCAAAUUAGCAAACUAGUACAAGUAAGCACAGGAAUACGUGGCUCAACAUGGCCGCACAUUUUGUUGUACCCACAUAAACAAACUAUGACAUCAUUGUAUGCUGCUUCUUGAUAAUUCUUUAUUGCACAAAACAAAGAAAUCACACAAUCUUAGUUAGUCAAAGUCUUAGUUGUAAGAGGGCAGAAAAUGUUUCAGCCGUUGUCGUUUUGCGCUCAAUACAAUCAAUGAUGAUUGUUGAAAGUUGUUCAGUAAUGUUACUUUAUUGACAAAUAGUUGAUGUUGUAUCAUACUUGUGUCCCAUUAAAAAAUUAUUUGGCAUGAACUGAUUUUAUCGCUAUGAUUGUAUUUUCAAGAUAAUACUAGACACCUCUAUUCUACACCAAUGCCUGAAUUAAUAAAUUCCUAACAUUAUUAGGCUAGUUAGGUUCUGACAAUUGUGAAUGAAGAUUUGGUCAGUAUCAUGAAUACAGCUUUAAUUAGCAUACCGAUAGUGACAUUAUUGUGAUAAAAAACAAUUGUUCAUUAAUAUGAUCAUGUGUUUGUACAUUAUUAAAAGUCCUACUGAUAUUUGAUCACAUCUAUCUUGAACUUUUUAUGUUUUUCAUUUUUAUGUUUUCCUCUCAAAGAUGCCACUAGAAAAACCAUGGUUACUUGUAUACCAUUUGUGUCUAUGUCUUAAUCAUCAUGUGACUAAUGAUUUGUCUUUAUAUACAUGUAAUCUUACUCAUUUGUCAUUAACCUGAACUAAAACCCAUUGUGCCUGCCUUAAUACUAAUACCUAAUGCUCUGUAAACAUGCUUUUUAGUUGAAAAUGAUUAUGAAAACAUAAGUUCUAUUAAAUUGGACAACAUGUUAUCAAAUUGAAAGUUAUUAAAGUUAAUUCAAAUUGCAGUACUUACCAAAAAUUGCCAUAGAGCUAGGGUGUACUUUAAUUUUCCUCAUUGUUUUCCCGAUCACCUAAACAACAAUGCUCAUCAUCUGUGA